AGCCCGAAAUAGACCAGACCCAGACCCAGACAGUUUGGCGCGUGCGAACGAGAGAGAGCAGGAGAGCUUGGUAGGUAUAGGCGGGGAAGGAACCGUUCGAGGGAGAGGGGGAGAGGGGGAGAUCCGAAUUAGGGUUUUGAAAUUUCCAUACAUCGAAAGGGGGCGACCAGGUGUGUGAGAGAGAUAGAGAGAGUUUUGUUAGUCUGCUAGAGCUAAGAGAGCGAUACCGAACGAAUUUGAGUGUUAGGGUUCCCCAUCUCCAUCUGUAUUUCGCUUGUAGCAACAGUUAUUCAAGUUUCUCAUGGAGCGAAAGCUUGUGGUUUUGGGUAUUCCAUGGGAGGUGGAUACCGAAGGUUUGAGGGAAUAUAUGAGCAAAUUUGGUGAACUAGAGGAUUGUAUUGUCAUGAAGGAGCGUUCAUCAGGUCGUUCUCGUGGUUUUGGAUAUGUAACAUUCACAUCAGCAGAAGAUGCAAAGAGUGCACUAUCAAGUGAACACUUUCUUGGGAACAGAAUGCUGGAAGUUAAAGUGGCCACACCGAAGCAGGAGGAGAUGAGAGCACCUGCAAAGAAAGUGACAAGGAUAUUUGUGGCAAGGAUUCCACCAUCUGUGACUGAAACAGUCUUUCGAAGUCAUUUUGAGAAAUAUGGUGAUAUAAUAGAUCUGUACAUGCCAAAGGAUCAUAGCUCAAAAGCACAUCGUGGAAUUGGAUUCAUAACAUUUUCCAGUGCAGAUUCUGUGGACAAUUUGAUGGCGGAUAAUCAUGAACUGGGAGGUUCCACUGUAGUUGUUGAUCGAGCAACACCCAAGGAAGAUGAUUUCAGACCAGUUGGAAGAAUGUCACACGGUGGAUAUGGCGCAUACAAUGCUUAUAUUUCUGCAGCUACUAGAUAUGCAGCACUUGGUGCUCCUACUUUAUAUGACCAUCCAGGUCCACUAUAUGGAAUAGGGGAACCUGCUAGGGGAAUGGGCAAAAAGAUCUUUGUUGGAAGACUUCCUCAGGAAGCAACUGCUGAAGACUUGCGCCAGUAUUUUGGUAGAUUUGGUCACAUAUUAGAUGUUUAUGUUCCCAAGGACCCAAAGAGAACUGGCCACAGAGGUUUUGGAUUUGUAACCUUUGCUGAAGAAGGCGUAGCUGAUCGUGUUUCUCGAAGGUCUCAUGAGAUUUGUGGACAUCAGGUUGCAAUAGAUUCAGCCACACCUGUUGAUGAUGCUGGCCCAAGUGGAAAUUUCAUGAUGAAUGCUGCUCCAUCUUUUGGUGGUUAUGGUGGUCCUUUGCGCAACUUUAGCAGAAUGUAUGGAAGCCUGGAUUUUGAUGAUUGGGGUUAUGGAAUGGGUAGCGCAAGGCCUUCAAGAGCAGAUUGGAGGUAUCGGCCAUACUAAGUGUUGUGGCCUCGGAGAACUGGGAUUGCUCCACUGGUGUCUACAAGAUGUGCAGGCUUUCUGAUCUAAGUUUUAAGAAAAAUAGUAAAAUAAGCAUUUGACUUUGACAAUUUUCUAUUAUUUGAUUUGUGGAUGAUGCUUACUUGGUACGUUCAUUAUCAAAUGCCAUGCUGUUCAAAAUAUUAUUUCUGGCGGCAUAAUAGACCUGUACAAAUUUAACCGGCCAAACAUGUUUGGACCAAAGAGUAUCACUCUCCAUGUACUAUGAGGCCAAACAUGUUUGGACCAAGAGUAUCACUCUCCAUGUACUAUGACUAAAAGGUCAUUUUUAUUGUAGUUAAAUUAUUUAGAAUUAAAUUGCCAUUCAAUUGGUUAUCAACACCAAAAA
This is a messenger RNA of Jatropha curcas, 1769 nucleotides long. The record is from RefSeq and is a predicted model, not a curated record. Lineage: Eukaryota; Viridiplantae; Streptophyta; Magnoliopsida; Malpighiales; Euphorbiaceae.